Molecule: messenger RNA, 5626 nt
Organism: Schistosoma guineensis
Lineage: Eukaryota; Metazoa; Platyhelminthes; Trematoda; Strigeidida; Schistosomatidae
Source: the annotation of a GenBank genome assembly
UCAAAACAUGAGGUCAUAUGCUGCGAACCAUUGGGGGCUUAUUAGGGUUGCCGAGAUGUAGAUGCUUAUGGAGAUGUGCAGCGGUGCAUCAUGAUGAACUAAGAUUCCAUUUUGAGAAACCCGAUUCUGUAAGGAUACUUAGCAGCGAACUCAAUAUGGAUCGAAAAUUUAGUAUGUUCAAUGGAAAUAAUGAUGAAAAUAAAGAAUCACUGGAUAGUUCGGAAUGCAUACAAAUGGUACGGCUGUGUUCGGAAUUGCAUCUACAAUGCAGAACGUACCUCACAAUUAUUCGAACUAAUCUCGAAAUAGAUGAUGAAAAUACCGAAAGUUCUCAGUCGGAAAGCGAUAUCGUUUGUGCUUUAAAAAAACUUCAUGCUCUGUUGAACUCGGGCUUUUCUUCAAGGAUUAAAUAUUUGUAUUCGAUAGCAGGUGAUUAUGAUUUCGGCUCUUUGCGGGCGAAUGGCAUCCGAAGCUUUUUGGCCAUCACUACUAGAUGCUCUGCUGUUCUGCUGAUGUACAUUCGCCAAAUGAGUUCAUAUUCCCUCUCCAACUGGUCUGGUAUAACACAUAAAAGUGUGAUAGCAUACAUCAAUUGCCUUAUGGAGCUCAGCCUGUGUCUUGAAGUUCUUAGUUAUCUACCACGUUUCACUAAACCUUGUACGCUUUUCCCUCGAUCUGAGUUCGUCGAUUUGCCGGAAAUUGGACAUUGUGAUGUAAGCAGUUUUGAUGAUAAACCGACAAAUAUUACCGAUGCAUAUUCUACUGUCAAAUCAAAACAGUAUCAAGAAGAUCUUUCAGAGUUCUACCGACUAGAAGUCCUAUCAGACAGUAUAAAACAAGAAUAUUUUUAUGGUCGUUGUCUAGCCUUUUACUUAUGCCCUAGUGCUCAGAGAAUUUUGCUGUUCCUCAAUUCGUUUAUGGCGGGAUAUGGUAAUAGCUUUUUGACUAGCAAACAAGGAAUUGUCAGCUUAGUCAACACAGUUUAUCGGUCCGUUACUUCUUACUUAUCCCCUGAAGACCGCGGCAAGAUGCUGGCAAAGCUUACACGAAAUUCCAGUGUUCAAUUUUGUAAAGCGUUUUGGAAUUUAGCAGAAUUACGUGUAGUAUCUGAAGCCCCCAAUGUAAUUCUACCUUCCAUGGCUGUAGCUCGCUCUUUUAAAUUACAAACAAAAUCGCUAAAAAUACCUCUAGAUAUGAAUAUUCGAGAAAACGGAAGUGAAUUCAUUGUAAUAGAACCACCAAAAUCACAUUUUGGCACUGCUCCACUAGGAAUGCGUAUAUUAUGUCGUCAUCUUAGAUCUGGUUUAGAAUGGACUCGGACGUCUGAAUCUCCUAAAUUUUUUGAAUCACCUAACUGUAUAAAUCAAUCAAAUCAUCACUUAAGCAGAAAUUCAGUAUCACCAUUACUAUCGUACAAUUCACGAUUCUUCCCAUCCAACGAUUCAUCAUCUGUUGUUCUAUCAAGUUCAAAUGAUCGUCGUUAUUCGUACGAAAGUUUUAAAUUUUCAAAUACUUCAACUGAUAAUAAUACAAAUAAAUCACCUUAUGUAUUGUUUUAUGUACACGGUGGUGGAUUUAUUGCUUUAACAUCUCAGUCACAGGAUAACUUUUUACGUAUAUGGGCUGAACAGUUGAACUGUCCAAUUAUAGCUGUUGAUUAUUCACUUUCACCUGAAGCACCUUAUCCACGUGCAUUAGAAGAAUGUUAUUAUGCCUAUUGUUGGAUAACAUUAAAUCGUGAAAAAUUAGGUUGUACAUCAGAUGCGAAAAUUGUUCUUGCUGGUGAUUCUGCUGGUGGGAAUCUGGCACUGGGUGUUUGUAUGCGCGCUGUACGAGAUGGCUUACUUAAUAAACCAAGUGGGAUAUUUUUGGCUUAUACGCCUGUAUUGGUUUCUUUUACACCAUCUCCUUCAAGAUUAUUAUCACUUUGUGAUCCCUUGCUUCCUAUUGGUGUUCUUGCUAAGUGUUUAUUGGCUUAUGCUGGUAUAGACGAAGCAACAUUGGAUUCUGAUGAACUUGAUGAUGAUUUCGAAGUUGAUAAAAAUCCUUCAAACUUAACAACUGAACAAAAUUCCCCAAUAUGGUCUCGAUUAUUUUCAACACUUUGGUCUAAUCCAUCGAAAUUAGAUUUAAAUAGUUCUAAAGAGUUAAAAAUUGGACAUUUACGUCGAUAUUCAAACAUAACAAUGUCUCCUUUAUAUGAUGCUUAUUUGCAAAAUCCAAAAGAUCAAUCUGUGCCGUCUAAUUUAUGUCGGUUAAGUGAAAAAUCUCACUCCUCACAUAAAUCCCCAAAGUUGAAUAAAUCAGGUUCGUUAUUUUGUAUCUAUCGUUUACAUUCUGUCUAACGUGUCAUUUAGUGUACUAAAUAUUAAAAAAUACUGUGGUUUCUUCUAAAACUCUGUUCUGGUGAAGUUGAUAACAUUUAAUGUAAGAUGGCGUUUAGAGGUAGUCGGUAGGAAGUCCUGAACCUUGGUUUAGUUCUGUUUGACACUUGUCAGCAAGGCGUAUACGUAGUCUUCAGAGAAAUGAAACUCUUGCAGAUUUAGUCAUGUAUCAAUCAGCUUCAUAGUCGGAGUUAUUUAUUUAUUUAUUUGAACACAUGAAUAUUGGUACAAGAGAGCGCCAAUAUAUAUGCGCCACACAUGGUCGGAGGCGUUACCACUGAGUUAUUAGAGUCACAACUGAGCUUCCUUACGACCAAGAUAUGCUUACAAUUGAUUGACCACUGGAUAGUGACCAAAGUCAUGUUUGUCUAGUUAUUUUUAGCGCUAAUCUAAUUCCUUUGAUCAAGCUUCAAUGUAGCUGGUAGUUCAAAUAACUCGAUAUCACAUGGAUUAUGUUGACGUAGAAGAUGGUGGUUAGAGGUGAUUGACAGGAAACUUUGGACCUAGAUUUCGACCAGCGCUAAGGACUCGACGUACGCAACAUUGGUUACUAUUCAAUGAUCAGUCAGUCAUAAAAGAACACUUGAUGUAAUAAGCUAAUCAGUAUGUUUAUAUUUUUAAUAUAUAUCAAUAUUAAUAAUCAGACAGUACAACAGUUGGACACAUUUAAUACAUAAUGGCUACUUUGUCGACGUUCUUAAACUUUUCAAAAUGAUUAACUGACAAAAAGAUGUAAUUUCAUUAGACUUCACUGAAGUAACAUCGAUUAAAAACGUUCAAGGUAAAUUCAUGAGUUUAGGGAAAAAGUUGUCGAUUUUCUACUGUUAUAUGAUAAAUGGAUAUUUUUGAUUAAAUUCCCCAUAGUUACUGUUUGCAUUAUGUUAUACAAUCUUCAGUUAACUGAUUACCGUUUCAUCUCCCUUUAAGUUUUCUUUAAAAUGACCCUAAACACGUACAGUACUGAGAAUCGUUAUCACCUCAAUUUUCCAAUUUCUAUUUAAUAUUAUGUUAUAUUUCAAUAUGAAUACAGAUGGAAACAGCUGAUGAAUACCUACGAAACAACAUAAAAAUGAGUGCAUAUUAUUAUGCGUUAAUUGUUAUCCUUGCUUUAUUCAAACUAAUAAUAAAUGUGUUUAACUGGAUGAUAAAGUAUUUAUGACCAAGUAUUAAGGUACAGAAAUUAUCUAGCAACUAUAAUAUUCAUCAUUUGGUAGAAAAUAUGCUUUGUUUUUUGUAGUUAUUUUUAUCAAUCAGUACACCUGAUUUAUACUAAUCUAAUAGACAGUAUUGAAUGAAGUACAAUGGCUCAGUCAUCUGACUUUCAACCAUUAGACUGCAAACUCGAGUUUUGCUUUACCUACUUUAAUUUGGACAACUGGACAUCAUUAGCCAUACAAUUCCAAAUCGAGUAAGCCAGCCUGUACUUGAUAAGUUAUCUCACCAAUAAUUUCGACUAAUCGUACAGUGGUUACCUAAAAGAAUGUAUUACACUUAUAUUUUGUCCUGUAUAACUUAGAUGCUUUUUUAAAAAUCUUCAUACUUAUUCCUUACAAGUGAAUUUUCUCAUGUUUUCAUAAUUCACGAAGAGAAAGAAAAAAACCCAGAUCAUAAUGAGGAUGAAUGUACACCAAUAUCGAAGCAUCCACAUCGACCCCCAACCGAUUUGAACCGUAUUCGAAAUAUUCAUCUAAUUCAGAAUGGGUUCAUGUCACCGUACUUAGCAUCAGAUGAUAUGCUACGUGGAUUACCUCCUGUUGUUUUUGUCUGUUCACAAUUCGACCCAUUUUUGGAUGAUGGACUAGAGUUAGCUAAACGUCUUUCUAAACUUGAUGUCUCAGUAGAUGUACGUGUCUUAGACAAUUUACCUCAUGCAUUUCUUAAUUUUUGUCUAUUGGGUCCAGAAUUCCAAAUUGCUAAUAAGAUUUGUAUUGAGUUAGUAAAAAAUUUAUUUGAUGAAUAUUAUACAAAAAAUAAUGAAUAAUUUAUUACUAAAAUACUGAUUAUCUAUGCGCCUCAAUUUUUCUCCCUUAUUAUCAUACUACUUAGUACUUUUCAUAUUAAUAGUAGCUGUGAUAUCCAAUGUUAUCUCAUUUCAUUUUUUAUUCUCUUCCUUUUUCACAUCAAAUAAUCAUACAACUUUUAUUUACUCUUCAUCAUCAUCAUCAUCAAUUGGAUUGUCUAUUCUCAUUUUCAAUUUGUACAUUCGAUUCAUGUACAUACCCCAUAUACAACAAAAGUACAUCAACAACACCCAUGUUUAUUGUGUUCUUUCAUUUCUUUUUCUUUCUGACUUUAUCACUUCUGUAAUGCAAAUAAUUUCAGUUAUUUUGUAUGUAUGUAUGUUUGUGUACCUUUUACAGAUUCACUAUUAUAAUUAUCGUUAUUAUUUUGUUAAGUAAUUUAUCACCAGAUUACUUAUUUUUUGUUUUUAAACUUCAUCCUUAGUUAUUUUGUUGUUGUUUCUGUUUCUCUAGUUUAUUUCCUCUUUUAUCGUUUGUUUUCUCUUUGUUUUUUCUCUUUUGUAUGUAUAUUGUUAAUAUACAUUAUUAUUAUGUUAUUAUUACAAGUACUACUCAUCGCCUUUCAAACGUAGCUACGUUAUUCAAAUAUGUUUUUUUGCUUUACCCUUUUAUCUUAUUGUUGCAUAUUAUUUAUUUAUUUUGUUUGAACUAUUCUAAAUCAUGAUUUAAAAGUUGAAUAAAAGCGCUAGUUGAAGUUAGACAUUAACACCGUUGUUUGCCGCCCCAGUGGUCUAAUGGUUAAGCGCUCGUGCGCGAGACUGAUAGGUCCUGGGUUCGGAUCUCGCGGGGGGAAUCGUGGAUGCACACUGCUGAGGAGUCUUAUACUAGGACGAAACGGCCAUCCAGUGUUUUCAAGUUUUCCAUGGUGAUCUAGCUUCAAUUGACUCGUGAUUUCAACUAUUGAAAAGCGCUAACAUCAUUUAAUUGAGAGAAAAAAGAUCGUAUCAUAAUCUUUUAUAUUAUUGAAUAAAUUUAUUUCUUAUUUUGUUCUUUCGAUCAAUGUCUCAGAUUCAUUGUAAAUUAUCAUGAUCAUUGAAUGAUAGUUUUAUCUUUUGGAUUUUAUUUAAUCCUAAAUAAUAUGGAUCUUAUCCUUCAAUAUCCUAUACGCAAAUACUUUACAUGAUUAUAAGUUAUAUUGUUGCGCUAAAAUUGACAAUUCUUCCUACUUAUUGUAAUUUUAUUAAUUAAAUGAAAAUAUACUCUACAUUGAUUGUCAUCUUU